CAGAGGGGCACCAAACUGGGAGAAGUACCACUGAAUGGAAAAAGGCUGAAGAUGAGUCCCUUCCUUGUCCUAUUCCUUUUGUGUGGGGUUGCUCUGGGGCUCAAAGAUGAGGAUACGCUGGAGAAAAAUGAAUCUGCUGUACCCAAGACAUUUCGGGGAAAGAAAGAAGGUGGGGAAUAUGAAGAGCUUUCCCAUAGCAUUCUGCAUGGCCUGCCAGACACCACGACCAAUAAUAAUCCUUUUCUAAGAAUCUCCAGCAAUAAUGCCUUUAAAGUCGCCAGCGAACACACCAUCACUAAAGUCAGCAAUUCAACCUUGGUGUACCUAAGUGGCAAAGUAAGCAGGGAACUGAUACCGGGCAUCUAUAUCAUUGUUGUGCUCAUUGGUGUGCCAGCCAAUGCCUUGGUACUAUGGAUGCUGUUCCAUCAGGUGACAUCUGUGUGCACCACUGUGCUCUACGCCAGCUUAGCCACCUCUGACUUGCUCUAUUGCCUCAUGCUGCCUUUUAAGAUAGCUUAUCACUUAAACGGCAACAACUGGAUUUUUGGAGAAACCAUGUGCCGGGCCAUGACCAUUUUCUUGUACUUUAACAUGUACUGCUCCAUUCUGCUCCUGAUGUGCUUUAGCAUCAACCGCUACAUUGCCAUUGUCCAUCCAUUUAUAUACAGGAGCUUGCCGAAAGGGACCUAUACGGUACUCGUGUGCCUACUUGUGUGUGCCAUUGUGCUUGUCUACAUGAUCCCAUUUUUCAUAACCAGGCAAACCUAUCACAUAAAGGAGCUGAAGAAUAUCAUUACCUGCCAUGAUGUAUACGACAUCUCCCAUAAUGCUUUUCAGUUCUAUUACUUCAUAUCAAUGGUGGUCUUUGGAUUUCUGAUCCCAUUUUCUGUCGUGGCUUUCUGUUACUUCUCCAUUAUCAGAGCACUUACCACUAAUGAGUGGAAAAGGUUCUGGUAUGUGAAAAUAACUGUCCUGUUCUUCAUCAUUUUUGCACUUUGCUUCACUCCGAGCAAUUUAAUCCUGCUCAUCCACCAAGUGCGUUAUCACCACACUCACAAUGACGACAUGUAUGGCAUUUACCUAAUGGCUCUGUGCUUAACCAGCUUAAAUAGCUGCUUGGAUCCCUUUCUCUACUUUCUCAUAUACAAAAAGGUGAAUACCUCAAAAAACUAUAAUACUAUACUGAAAGUCAACACUGAGACACAAGCAAAGCUUUUGCCUUCCUAAUAGCUGGACUCCCCAUCCCACAGAGCAGUUAAUGCUCUCCCCAGCUCUCCCACUCCACCUGCUGGCCAGAGUUGCAUUCAUGUGCAAAACUAGGAGUGGUAGAAUCAAACCAAAAAUACCCAACAAAGAACUAAAUGUAACGUAAAAAUGUAUUAUUGUUCAAAAGUACUAUAGUGAUGUAAAUCAUUUGUCUAUCUGUAUAUAUGUCAUUAUGGGUGUCAUGGUGGAAUGCUAUGGACUUUCUUUUAAGCACCCUCCAUUAAUGGCUGAUUCAGGUGGCUCAAUAAACAAUUGCUUGUGGGUGCAGCAUGCAAUGGGAACCCUGUAUUUAAUGCCCACCCUGGGUUUCUAUGUGACUAUAGGGCUUGCUAUAUGCCUUGCCCCUAAGUCAAAAUGAAUAGGCACAAAGCGUCAGUUGUGCGAGGCACAGCUAUGUUAAUUCUACCUGAUUUAUGUAAGCAAUUCUAACGUGCAGAUUUGCAUCAUUUUUGCACCCACCAUACAUGCAGCCAAUUGUGUUUAAUACUGAUAAUAUAAAUCCUAUGUUGCCUGUUAAUGUUAUGCCAGCUAGCAAUGGGGCUGACAAGGGAUGCUGGCUGUUACAGUUUCACAAUGGCUGUGUGAAUGUUAGCUAUAUUGUAAAUAAUCAAGAAUGCAUGUUUGCACUAAACCUGUCUUGCCCAGUAUAACUACACUCACAUUAAAUACGUAUGUAUAUAAAUAAAGUUUUAUUUUUCCUUGUAUCACCGUGAUAUAUUAGGGAAUAACACAGAACAUCCCUUUUCUGUAGUGGAAGCUGCCAGCUCAUACAAGGCCUCUGAGUGUAUCAGUACCUAUAGUACACAUGGGCAGCCAUUCAAUCCCACUGUAAUAUAAGGAUAUUUGAUAACACAAAGGAGUUACAUGACUGUAUAAAUGUAUCAAUUGCUUUAAACAGGUCGUUUAACCCCAAGCUAAAGUAAAUACUACGUGUAAUUUAUGUGAUGACAUUACAACAUUUGUUACAGUUUAUUCGUGGAUCCUCUAUUAUAUUAAUGUAUAUGAAUAGCACAAAAUUUUUGUCUGUGUUGUGUAGCAGCAUUUGUUACCUCUUAUAUUUCAAUUUUUCAAUAAAAAAUGUGUUUAUUUUUUUUAAACUUG
Molecule: messenger RNA, 2367 nt
Organism: Xenopus tropicalis (tropical clawed frog)
Lineage: Eukaryota; Metazoa; Chordata; Amphibia; Anura; Pipidae
Gene: f2rl2
Product: coagulation factor II (thrombin) receptor-like 2
Biological process (GO): blood coagulation; signal transduction; G protein-coupled receptor signaling pathway
Cellular component (GO): membrane; plasma membrane
Molecular function (GO): thrombin-activated receptor activity; G protein-coupled receptor activity
Source: RefSeq, marked provisional